Molecule: messenger RNA, 747 nt
Organism: Sordaria macrospora k-hell
Lineage: Eukaryota; Fungi; Ascomycota; Sordariomycetes; Sordariales; Sordariaceae
Molecular function (GO): hydrolase activity
Source: RefSeq, a predicted model, not a curated record
AUGAGUUCGUGCUGCCUCGGCGGUUUCAAAUGGGACGGUCAGCCCCAAGGCCAGGAGGCCACGCUGAACGACCAGGGCUAUUAUGUGACCGGCUCCAACUCAGAUGUCGCUCUCCUGGUGAUCCAUGACCUGUAUGGGUGGACGUUCCCCAACAUCAGGUUGUUGGCUGACCAUUUUUCUGCGGAGGUUGGCGCGACCGUCUAUGUCCCGGAUUUCUUCGGCGGCGAGGUUCUCCCGGCCGACAUUAUCAACAACCCGGCUGAGUGGGCAAAGCUGAAUCUCCCCGAGUUCAUGCAGCGCAAUUCUAAGGACGUUCGGAAGCCCGAGGUCAAAGCCUUCGCCGAGUUUCUCCGUUCUCGUCACCGCCGGGUUGGCGCCAUCGGAUACUGCUACGGCGGGUGGGCUGUCUUCCAGCUCGGUGCUGCCAGGGCCGGCGGUCAACCCCUUGUGGACUGCAUCUCUGCGGCGCAUCCGACGUUCUUAGAGAAGGAGGAAAUACGGGGCGUUGGAGUCCCGGUCCAAAUCAUCGCGCCGGAGCAUGAUCCUCAGUUCACCGAGGAACUGAAGACGUACGCUGUUACGGAGAUUCCGAAACUGGGUGUUCCCUUUGAUUACCAGUUCUUCCCCGGGCUGCACCACGGAUUUUCUGUGCGUGGCAACCGUGAAAAUAAGGCCGAGACAAAGGGCAUGGAGAGGUCGAUGAGGGCUGCUGUGUGUUGGUUCAAGGAAUGGUUAGCUGCUGUGUAG